AUGCAUGAUUCAAAUAUUACUAAAUGUGAUCCAAAUGCAUUAACAUUUGUCGAUAAUUAUCUUAAUGAAAUUGAAUAUCUACAUUCAUUCAAUCGUUAUAAAAGAGAUCUAGCUCAAUAUGGAAGAUGGAAGGCUUCACAAUUACGAACAUUUAUAGUAUAUGUUGCGAUGCCAGUUCUGGUACGAUUACGUCUUGCCAUGCCUCAUACAUUUUCAGAGGUUUAUAUAUCACACUUUCCUUUAAUAUUUAUUUAUAUUCGUGUAUUACGGCACUUUGAUGACCGUGAUGAAAUUUUACAAGUGCCUGUAUUUAUACAUGUAUAUCUACGUUUAUUUUCUUGUCUGUAUGAUAAAUGUAAAGAAUUAUAUUCAGUUCAUGCAUUAUGCAAUCUACGGCAGCAUGUAUUGGAUCAUGGUGGAUUGGCCUAUCACAGAUUAAUUUUUAUAUUCAAAAAUUGUUCAUUUCUUAUUAAGAUGGCACGUUACACUACUUCUAUCACACCUGGACGAACUCGAAAAUUACCAGUUGGUGCUUUAAAUAUUCAAACACCGUUUAUCGAUGAUAUGGAUGAGUUUUCAGCUGAUGAAAAUGAAAUUGAUGACAAUUAUCCAAUUAUUCGAAAUAUACCAUUUCAUAGUCAACAACAAUGUGAAUCUUCUGUUCAACGUUCAUAUCAUAAUAAGAAUACUAAUGCUUAUUAUACAUCUCAAGUCAAACGAAAACGUUUACAAGUACAAGUUGAUGAUGAACUACAAGGUUCAUUAAUGGAAAAUUUCAAAAUCAUUCAAAAUAUGUUCAAAGACCUUAGCCAAAAAGUUGAUAUAUUAACAGAACGAGGAAGUACAUUUGAAAAAAAAAUUGGACAAUGUUGA
Molecule: messenger RNA, 873 nt
Organism: Rotaria sordida
Lineage: Eukaryota; Metazoa; Rotifera; Eurotatoria; Philodinida; Philodinidae
Source: the annotation of a GenBank genome assembly